UUCGUCAUCGACGGGAAAGGCACUGCUUGCUACUUUGUUCAACAGAAGCAAACACGAAAGGGGGAACGUGGAUGACUUUGACUGAGUCUACGAGGAAGCAGCGGGAAACGACGACAGAAAGAAGAGGUUUCAUCCAUUUCAGUAGGAGGUUUGCAGAAACGAACCCGUAGGAUUUACUGGUUUAAGGGUCUUAGGAGAUGAAGAGGGAAGUUAGUGCUGGUGUGGACUUCCUGAAACGCUUGGCCAUGGAGCGAGGAGGUGUCAACGAAGCCAAGGCCAGACUGUUUGCCGAGAAACUGCACGAGCUUCUCUGUGAAAAGUAUGCACAUCACUGGUACCCCAACAAUCCCAGCAAGGGACAGGCCUACAGAUGCCUCAGGAUGAACCAGGGUGUCCCAUGCGAUGACUCAGUGGUCCGAGCUUGUGAAGUGAGUGAGCUGAAGCCAUCCGAGCUGGGACUCCCUCGUGAGCUCACACUAUGGAUUGAUCCCCUGGAGGUGUCUGCACGGUCGGGGGAAAACUGCAGAUAUUUCACAGUGGCACGCUUCAGUGAGGUAGAGGAGAACACAGAGAAGGAGCCCAGCGUGCACCGAGAAAGCUUAGACCUGGCAAUGCUGGACACGUCGGAUUACCACUCGGCCAGCUCCUCGGACUGCGGCUCGGCCGUGUCCAGCGAUGCAGAGGACGAGGCGAGAGAGGGAGAGGUGGAGAAAGCGAAGGAGGGAAGAAAGGGGCAGGACAAAGCAUUCGUGAUUGCAAUGAGGCCCAGGACAAGAGAGCCAAAACCACGGAAAGUCCCCAGGUCUCAGCUGGCGAGCCUGCAGUGCCUCUAUCAGCCCACGGCGCUCUGGCCACAGAAGAAGGGUCCUGUGGUGCUGACAGCCAUGUGUGGCGCCCCACCAGCGCCUGUGCUUGGCUACUACGUCCUCCCCAGGGCUCCGCCGCAGUUCAUCCUUCCCCAGGCCACCCUGAAUCCCUGGGGAGCAGCCAAGGGAUAGAGGAUCCCCUGGGGGCGCUGGGCCGACCUGUUCGUCUCAUGCUUUUACAUCCAGAACCUUGUUUUUGUUCCGAUGGAAUGUAAUUUAUUGCUUGUUUGGAUUUUUGGUUUCGUUUUGUUUUAAUCAAGCUUGCCUGGGGCGUUUCUGAGACUAACACAAUGAUUUAAUAAUUAGUAAUGGUUUUUACUUUAUGUUUUUCCAUUUGAUCCAGAAUUGGAAGUUUGUCACUGACGCUUUUACUCAGCAAUAUUUAACCAAGCAUACAUUUAGUCUAAAUCUACUCUCCUGGGACCACCUGACUGGUGCAUAAAUCACAAUAAUAUGGCCAUUAUGUGAAGAACAUUAUUUUCCCCCUUUUUUACACUUUCUGACUCUCAGAACAUUUAAUAUGAAAUAGUAUUUAAUCAGGAAGGCUCUUAAUAAUAAUAAUAAUAAUAAUAAUAUGAUAUUUGGAUACUAUUUGGCAUAACUGGGUGCUUUUGCGUAAGUAGGAAAAAUAGAUUUCAAAAAACCAUUGCAAAAAUCAAAUGUCAAAUACCCAUGUCACCUUCCUGACUCAGGUAUGUCUGUCUGUAAUGUCAUCAAUGACUUGAAUGUUUUAUGCCAAAAUUUCUUUUGUAUUUCGCAAAUCCAAAGAGUGUUGUGUAGGUUGUACUAGAAGUGCUGGGAUCUUUGUAUAAAACCGGUGGUAAUUCACCAUAAUUUGCAGCUCACUGUGAUAACUCACGAUCUCUCAGGACGUUCACUUGACUGCAGUAAUACAAGCAAACCUCACGUUACUUAAUGAAUCUUUUAAAGGCUUUAUCACUGUUUCCUGAACUAAUCUGUGUAAUUCAUUUCAUAGCCAGUAGGCGGCGCUAUACCCUGCGAAAAGCAGCGAGCUUUCUGCCACAUUUGGAAUUUUUUACAGCAGUUUGUUUCUGCAUGUUUGUGUUUUUGUUCUAUACAGUUUUAAGAACUGGGCAUUUCUUAAAACGCAUCAGAAUAAUUAAGACUAGAAUUUAUCAAAGGCUUCUUGUUUUCAUGAGUGAUCAUAAUCUGGCAGUGCACUUUACAAAUGUAAAUAGCAUUUGACACUGGAAUUGUAGCUUUACUUUGUUAUAAGUCUUGUAUUGUUUCCGUGGUUUCUUGCUUUUACUGACAAUUCUUAAUUGCCUUUUAAUGGUGGAAUUCUAUUUAUUUGUGGUUAUUCUUUUUUUACAAGGGGUGUUAACAAAUAUUUGUAAAUAUUUUUGCCUGUUUCCGUUUUGACUUUGAUUUGGAUUUUUUAUUACAUAUGCUGCUGUAUCCAUUGUGGUCCAUCAGUGUAUUUUUAUGAAAACGAUACUAAAUGUAGUGCUUAACGGAGCUCGUAUUUAUUAAAGAAAUCUAUUCACGA
This is a messenger RNA of Electrophorus electricus (electric eel), 2376 nucleotides long. Its product is annotated as protein BTG3. Gene Ontology annotation, cellular component: cytoplasm; nucleus. The record is from RefSeq and is a predicted model, not a curated record. Lineage: Eukaryota; Metazoa; Chordata; Actinopteri; Gymnotiformes; Gymnotidae.